Lolium perenne is the source of this 1563-nucleotide messenger RNA. Its product is annotated as probable protein S-acyltransferase 14. The record is from RefSeq and is a predicted model, not a curated record. Gene Ontology annotation, molecular function: palmitoyltransferase activity. Lineage: Eukaryota; Viridiplantae; Streptophyta; Magnoliopsida; Poales; Poaceae.
CCGCGAACUCCACCUCUGACCUUGUCCUUCUUCCUCCUCCCCCUCUCCCCAAUCCUCCUCCCCCUCUCCCCAAUCCUCCUCCUACCCCAAUCCACGACCCUCUCCCGACGGCGGAGGAAGCCGUCGAGGUGCUGGUCCCCGCUAGCCGCCCCCCUUGCCGCUACACGGAGGCGGCCGGUGCUGCGCCGACGGCGGCGGCGCGGGGAGACAUGCACAGAUCGGCGGGGGUCGCGAUGGCGUGGAACGUCUUCAGGUUCUGCACGGCCCUCAGGGGGCUGGGCUCCAUCAUGAUCCUGCUCGUCCUCGCCAUCGUCGGCGUCACCUACUACGCCGUCGUCCUCUGCAACUACGGGCCCGCCCUCCUCCUCGGCGGCGGCACCACGCUCGCCGCGCUCGCCGUGCUGCUCCUCUUCCACUUCCUGCUUGCUAUGCUGUUGUGGAGCUACUUCUCUGUUGUGUUCACCAACCCUGGUUCUGUUCCGCCCAAUUGGAAUCUUGAUUUCGACGAGGAAAGGGGAGAAACUGCUCCCCUCUCUAGUUCAGAGUACAAUAGCCAGACGAAUUCACAGCAGUCUAUGGCUGUCGGUGAUACAGGAAAUCCAAGGGUGAGGUACUGUAGGAAGUGCAACCAAUUGAAGCCGCCUCGGUGCCAUCAUUGCUCUGUUUGUGGAAGAUGUAUCCUUAAGAUGGACCAUCACUGUGUUUGGGUUGUUAAUUGUGUUGGGGCACUGAACUAUAAAUACUUUCUCCUCUUCCUGUUCUACACCUUCCUUGAGACAACGCUUGUUACCCUAUCUUUAUUGCCUCACUUCAUAGCCUUCUUCAGUGAUGUCGAUAUCCCAGGAACUCCUGCAGCACUUGCAACCACAUUUCUCACAUUUGUGUUGAAUUUGGCGUUUUCCUUGAGUGUUCUGGGUUUUAUGAUAAUGCAUGUUUCACUUGUUUCUGCUAAUACAACAACGAUUGAGGCAUAUGAGAAGAAAACUAGUCCACGUUGGAUGUACGAUCUUGGCCGGAAGAAGAAUUUUGCUCAGGUAUUUGGAAACGACAAGAAGUAUUGGUUCAUUCCCGCAUACUCAGAAGAAGAUCUGAGGCGAAUGCCUGCUCUUCAGGGCCUUGACUAUCCUGUGAGAUCAGAUUUGGACGGGCAAGAAUUGUGACAACAUGGAAUUUUCCAGGGCCCUGACUGACACAGCAGUUUGGACUGGCAAAAUGUUCGGUGUAAAAUUCGAUAGUUUUCUUAACAAUAUGCUUCAGUGCUCAACAUCUUGCACUACACACGUCAUUGCUGGAUGGUUAUGUAAGGCAUCUAGCCAGUUUUCACAGGAUAGCUCGUGAAAUCAUGCAUGGUUCCCUCCAGCUCUCGAAGGCGUCCUGUACUCUGGCUGCUGUAGUCCACGCGCUAUAGCCAUGCGAUGUAAAUUAUUUGUGCUGUAUGAAUUCUUUGUAGUGUUUUUAGAUGGGCUUUCAGAUGCACAUGAUGUACUGUUGCUGAGGUAAAGCCGAUUUGGAAAUGUACUACAGUAUUUGUUGAUGAAUUAAUCUGAGUCCAGUGACCAGUCU